CGGCCUCUUCCGGGCGCUGCUGGGGCGGCGGGGUCCAGCGCGGGGACGGGGCGUCUGCGGGCGGCGGGGCUGCUGCGUGCGUGCGUGCGUGCGUGCGUGCGUGCGUGCGCCCGGCGCCCGGGUCGGAGGCGGACGGCGGCGGACAGCGCCCGCGCGGGGCCUGCGGAAGGGGUGGCAGCGGAGCCGCGCCUCCACCACGUGUCCCGGGACGCCCAGGGUCGCAGCAGCGGGGACAGCGGCCGUGCCCUUGUCCGGAGGCGCCAUGGCGAAGCGCGUGAGCCAGGAGACCUUUGACGCCGCGGUGCGGGAGAACAUGGAGGAGUUCGCCAUGGGGCCAGAGGAGGCCCUGGAGGAGGCCGUGCAGCAGUUUGAGUCUCAGGGGGUGGAUCUGAGCAGCAUCCUCAAGACGCCGCCCUCAGUGACGGAGCAGGGGCCACAGGAGCCCGCCCACGACGUCCUGCAGGCCCUGGACGCCGUGCAGGAGCUGCUGGCCGCGCCGCUGCCCUGCACCCCGAGCCCGGAGCUGGGCGCCCGCCUGGCCCGCCUGGCCGAGCUGUGCGGCCGCGACCUGGGCCGCCGCUGCCUGGCCGCCCGCCGGGGCGCCUACCCCGCGCUGCUGGCCGCCGCCGCCCUGCCCGGCCUGCUGCUGCCCGCCCUGCGCGCCCUGGCGGCGCUGACCGACGGACAGCCCGACCUGCUGGACGGCGCGGGGCUGCGGCUGCUGCUGGGCGCGCUGGAGCCCGCGGAGCCCCCGCACCCCGGAGACGCCCCGCACCCCGGAGACCCUCCGCACCCCGGAGACGCCCCGCACCCCGGAGACGCCCCGCACCCCGGAGACGCCCCGCACCCCGGAGACGCCCCGCACCCCGGAGACCCUCCGCUGGCCUGCGCCGCCCUGCGCGGGGUGCGGCACGCGGGGCUGCGGCACGAGGCCAACCGGCGGGCGCUGGUGCGGGCGGGGGCGCUGCCCCUGCUGACCGGCGCGCUGGCCCGACACGCGAGCCGCCCCGACGUGGUGCGCGAGGCCUGCGCGGCCCUGCGCGUCAUGACGCUGGACGACGACGUGCGCGCCCCCUUCGGACACGCGCACGAGCACGCGCGCGCCAUUGUGCGCGAACACGGGGCCCUGAAGCUGCUGGUGGCCGCGGCCCGAGCCCACCGGGACCAGCCUGCCGUGCUGGGCGAGCUGUGUGCCACCUUGUCACGCCUGGUCGUGCGCAGCGAGUUCUGCAGGGAGGUGGCUGACCUGGGCGGCCUGGCCAUCCUGCUGGACCUGCUGGGCGAGAGCCGGCACCAGGACCUGGUGCGCCAGGCGCUGUCUGCGCUGCGGGCCGUCGCGGGUGAUGACGACGUGAAGGACACCAUCGUGCGUGCCGGGGGUCCCCACUGCGUGGUGGGUGCCCUGACCCGCCACCUGGCCAGCCCGCAGGUGUGCGAGCAGAGCUGCGGGGUGCUGUGCGCCUUGGCGUUGCGGAAACCAGAGCACAGCCUGGCCAUCGUGGAGGCUGGCGGCGCCCAGGCCGCCCUGCAGGCCAUGAAGACGCACCCGCAGGAGUCCGGCCUGCAGAGUCAGGCCUGCCUGCUGCUCCGGAACCUGGCCGUACGCAGCCCGGAGCUGUCUGGGCGCAUCUUGGCGCUGGGGGCCGAGGGGCUCAUCGCCCAGGCCCGGGCCGCCCACCCCGCCUGCGAGGACGCCGCCAAGGCCGCGCUACGGGACCUGGGGUGCCACGUGGAGCUGCGUGAGCUGUGGACCGGCCAGCGGGGGGACCUGGCGCCCUGACAAUAAACGGCUAACGCGGCACUGCCUGGCGCCUCCGCGUGGGGGACUCCGA
Erinaceus europaeus (western European hedgehog) is the source of this 1832-nucleotide messenger RNA. RefSeq names its product armadillo repeat containing 6 (gene ARMC6). The record is from RefSeq and is a predicted model, not a curated record. Bases 263 to 1780 code for a protein of 505 amino acids. Gene Ontology annotation, biological process: hematopoietic progenitor cell differentiation. Lineage: Eukaryota; Metazoa; Chordata; Mammalia; Eulipotyphla; Erinaceidae. The transcript is spliced from 8 exons. Gene Ontology annotation, molecular function: protein binding.